Alligator sinensis (Chinese alligator) is the source of this 1616-nucleotide messenger RNA. RefSeq names its product solute carrier family 23 member 3 (gene SLC23A3). Lineage: Eukaryota; Metazoa; Chordata; Crocodylia; Alligatoridae. The coding region runs from base 93 to 1469 and encodes 458 amino acids. The transcript is spliced from 10 exons. Gene Ontology annotation, biological process: transmembrane transport. The record is from RefSeq and is a predicted model, not a curated record. Gene Ontology annotation, molecular function: transmembrane transporter activity. Gene Ontology annotation, cellular component: membrane.
UGCCACUGCUCCACGUCCACACCUUCGAGUUCCUGAUCCCUGCCGUGGUGCUGAGCACUCACCUGCCCCACCCUGGCAGCAAUGGGACAGACAUGCCUGCACCAUGCACGGGGCCAAGCUGCAGCACGGGGGGCUGGGACCGCACAGCCAGAGAGGUGUCGGGCGCGGUGGUCGUGGCCGGGCUGGUGCAGCUGGCGCUGGGGCUGAGCGGCGUGGGAGGGUGGGCCCCCCGGCACUGCGGGCCCCUGGUGCUGGCCCCCACGCUCUCCAUCAUGGGCCUCUCUGCCUACAAGCCGGCAGCCGCCUUCUGCUCGGCCAGCUGGAGCCUGGCGCUGCUGCUGGUGCUCCUGGCUGUCCUGUGCUCCCAGCACCUGGGCUCCUGCCGCCUGCCCCGGUGCACCGAGACCCGGACCCCCCGCUUCCCCGUGGGCACUGCCAUCCCGGCCCUGCGCCGGUUCUCGGUGCUGCUGCCCUUCGCCAUCGCGUGGCUCGUCUGCGGGGUCCUGGCACAGCUCCCCGUGCCCUGGGCCCAGCUCAGCCCAGUGCUGCCCAAUGCCACCACGCCGCCCCCCUGGCUCCAGCUGCCCUACCCAGGUCAGCUGGGGUGGCCCCAGCUCAGCCCCCUGGCACUGGGCGCUGGCUUGGCCAUGGGCCUCGCCACCGGCCUGAGCUCGCUGGGCUGCUAUGCUCAGUGCGGGGGGGUGCUGGGGACUGCUCCCCCGCCCCCGUCUGCCUGCAGCCGGGGGCUCUGCACUGAGGCACUGGGCUCCCUGCUUGCUGGGCUACUGGGGGGACUGGGGGGCUCGGCCGCCAGCAUCCCCCACGCCAGCCUCGCCAGCCUCACCCAGGCUGGCUCACGUUGCCCGGUGCAGCUGGCCGCGCUGGUCUGCCUGCUCCUGGGCCUGUCGCCCCGGCUGGCCGAGCUCCUCACCCGCAUCCCACUGCCCGUCCAUGGCGGCGUGCUCUGCGUGACCUACGCGGUGGCGGUGGGCGCAGGGAUCUCCUACUUCCAGCGCGCCGACAUCGACUCAGGCCGCAACGUCUUCGUGGUGGGCUUCACCAUGUUCAUGGGGCUCUUGGUGCCGCGCUCAGCACUGGCCACAGGCUGGGAGGUGUUGGACGUGCUCCUGCGCUCGCUGCUGACGGUGCCGGUCGUCAUCACGGGCGUCCUCUCCUUCGUCCUGGAGAACACGGUCUCGGGUUCACCCCAGGAGCGGGGCCUGCUCCCACCCCGGGUGCAGGGGAGCGAACCUGCCCGGGUCUACGGGCUUCCGCCUGCCCUCCGGUGCCCGCUCGGCCCCACCGGCCUCCGCGUGUUUCCCCUCUGCUUCCUCUGCCCCCGGCCGGGGCAGGAGGAGGAGGAGGGUGGCCGUGCCGUGGAGGAAGGCUCUACAUCUCCAGGGGAAGCCACGCGACUGCUGGUGAAAGCCGGGGCGACGGCCGAAGCCAAGGCUGGAGGAAAAGACUGAGAGCCCGAGCACUGCUGGUGGCCAGAUGCCGUGUGAGUGCCACGGCUGAGACUGUCUCUCCGUGGCGGGGCAGAGCCCUGGCCCCGUGCCUUCCACACUCCUGCCACCACCAGUGUCCCCGCGCCGGGGGAUAAAGCAAUGCACCCA